UCCCCGGCCAGCCUAAACUCUGACGAAUGCCUACCCAAUCUCCCUAUUCAAUGUCAUCCUCCAUUGCCUGCCAGCCACACGAGUUCCCUUUCUGCAUCUUUCGCUUCUGCGCAUUUCCCUCUUCUUCCCAUUUCUCCCUCAGCAUCCUUGUCUUUCGAAUCUGCUUCUUCCGCUAGGGGACAGUCCUUUGCGGGGAGUACUCGAAACAGAAAACAGAGCACUACAGCAUGCUUUGGAAAAAGCUACACUCCAACCACCACUUAUCCCUCAUCAUCCUCUUCUCCGCAGUCUUCUAUUACUCUCUCUUCACCACAUAUUCCCAUUGUCAAUAGUCUAAUAGCUCCUGAGACAUGUACUCCUAUUGCAUCUACUUCUCAUAGUGCUAGUGUUGCAUCUAUUUCCUCUUGCCAUGCACCUGUAGCACAAACCACCCUUAGCACCAUUGUAGGUCCUGGUCGACUAAUACAACCAAGUGAUGGUUCCUGUGGGUCACUGGGUCGUCGACAGCGGAUCAGGCCGCACCCUCCUAGGCGCACUACGCCUGUAAAGCUGAGCACAGCCCUCUUAAUUUCUAACACGCUCCCAGUAGCAGCUGCUACUGAUAACGUUACUUCACAACGAGGGCCGACUGGCUCGGAUCAAACAUUGGCGUCAAUGCGCUCAUUCUAUUCUCACCAUCAUCACCACCAACAAAGUCUAUCUGCAGCUUCGGACCUGAUAGUUGUCCCUGCCGGUGAACCUGGCUUCUCUGGCUCUGAAACAAUGGCAACUUGCAUGACUAAUUCAGGUUAG
Molecule: messenger RNA, 792 nt
Organism: Protopolystoma xenopodis
Lineage: Eukaryota; Metazoa; Platyhelminthes; Monogenea; Polystomatidea; Polystomatidae
Source: the annotation of a GenBank genome assembly